GAUACAAGAUCUCUAAAAACACAGUUAUCUCAAGCUGAAGUACACAAAGUUUCAAGGCCAGAAAAUGAGCAACUCAGAAAUGAUAGCAAGAGACAAGUAGUUUCAGGGGCUCCUUCAGCUCCAAGGAGAGGUCGUGGAGGUCAUCGAGGUGGCAGGGGAAGAUUUGGUAUUCGGCGAGAUGGUCCAAUGAAAUUUGAGAAAGACUUUGACUUUGAAAGUGCAAAUGCACAAUUUAACAAGGAGGAGAUUGACAGAGAGUUUCAUAAUAAACUUAAGUUAAAAGAAGAUAAACUUGAGAAACAGGAGAAACCUGUAAAUGGUGAAGAUAAAGGAGACUCAGGAGUUGAUACCCAAAACAGUGAAGGAAAUGCUGAAGAAGAAGAUCCACUUGGACCUAAUUGCUAUUAUGAUAAAACAAAAUCCUUCUUUGAUAAUAUUUCUUGUGAUGAUAAUAGAGAACGAAGACCAACCUGGGCUGAAGAAAGAAGAUUAAAUGCUGAAACAUUUGGAAUCCCACUUCGUCCAAACCGUGGCCGUGGUGGAUACAGAGGAAGAGGAGGUCUUGGUUUUCGUGGUGGCAGAGUGCGUGGUGGUGGCAGAGGUGGUACCUUCACUACCCCUCGAGGAUUUCGUGGUGGAUUCAGAGGAGGUCGUGGGGGCAGGGAGUUUGCAGAUUUUGAAUAUAGAAAAGACAACAAAGUUGCUGCAUAAUCUACAAAUAAGUCUUUAAAUAUAGGUGAAUUUCU
Molecule: messenger RNA, 746 nt
Organism: Galeopterus variegatus (Sunda flying lemur)
Lineage: Eukaryota; Metazoa; Chordata; Mammalia; Dermoptera; Cynocephalidae
Product: protein LSM14 homolog A-like
Exons: 2
Biological process (GO): P-body assembly; cytoplasmic stress granule assembly
Cellular component (GO): P-body
Molecular function (GO): mRNA binding
Source: RefSeq, a predicted model, not a curated record